CGUUAAGUCAAGCUCCGUCUCUUUCUAUUCACCGCCUCCGUCUCCUGAAUUCGUUUUUUAAUUCAAAAUCUAUUUUUGCUUGAUUUGGUGCCGAGCUUCUACCCACUGUUCUGCGGUCAGGCUACUGUAGAAGGAUGUGCUAUGUGCGGUUCUCCUGGCAUCCGGUGGUUGCGUGUUGUUUUUGUUUAUCGAUCGACUUGUGGUGUUCAUUCCAUGCCAACCCUAUCUCUUACGACAAUUUACACUCAAGGUCCGCCUUCCGCAUAACUCGACGUCGCCCAUUCUCGAAGUAGAACAGUUCCCUCGCCUCGUCGCUCCAUCUCUGCAUACGAAUUAGCCGGGUUGGUCUUCUUUCCAUUCUCUCUCUCUAUAUUCAAGGUCACUGGCUCAUUCAUUUGGUGAUGAGCACCAUUAUUUUUGUUCUGGCAAUUUUAAAGACGGCUAUUAUUGGUUUGGUGUUUGAAUUUCCUUACUCUUAUCUGGUAUCUUCCCCUAUUAACUUAGUCCCCCGCUGCCAUCCCCUUCGCCCCAUGUUUUAUUUUACGAAUUCUGAUAUAUUCUAUGAACAUGCAUUCACAACUUGUUGGCUUAUUAUUUGCUGUGGAGGAUGAGAUUGAUAUGGUAUAUGUCUCUCUAUUUUUUUGGGAUGGGGUUACCAUAGAGCUUCAGAAGAGGCUUUCUUUAACCUUUACCAUGGACAGAAACUGAGAAAUAAUAAAGUGAUUCAGUUUUAAGAUUUUGUUGCAAAAGUAGGAAGAAAGAAAAGAGUAGUAGUUAAUAGUGUAUGUUACAAUGAAGGAUCAUAUUUUUUUUACUACGUCUCAAUCAAAGGGGCUGUGAGCUGUUUUUCUACCUAUUACUGUAUUCAAUUAAAAAAACAUUCGUGAAAAAAUACUUGUUGUCAUCAGAUUUUUUAAAAAUGAACUUUGCCUUUUUUUGAAUUCUAAAAUAUGAAGUAAUUUCUCAAUGUUUCAUCUCAGCUUUGAUUUAGUUUGCUCCCCGUUAUCUUGUGUUUUAAAUCUGCUUGAUGCUUUGUUUGAUAUUUUCAUUUAUUUUGCCAUGGUUUAUUCUUUAAUCAUUUUGACCUUAAGUUUUCGGGACCCUCUUCAUCCCAUAAUUAAGAGUCAAUUUUUCGGUUUUAAGCAUGUUCAUAUUUAGCACAACUAUAGUUAUAACACAUUUCACUUCAACAUAAUGAAACGAGCAUAUGUCUGGGCACUAAUGUUUCUCCAACGCUUCAUCCGUCGUAGAAGGCUUAGCAGUUAGCCAUGAACAUCUGUGUCACUAUACAUGAAUAAAAACAUGUACACUUAUAUGAAGCUGUCUUAUAGCAUAAUGGAGAACGGAUAUAUGCCAAAUCACAAAUGUUACAGUGUGGCUAAGUCUACUUGAUCCCUGCAUAAUGUAGAGCCUGUCUGGACCUGGGAUACGCUAAGGAAAGGAAAUUGGGAUGAAAAUAGGGUGGGGAUUUGGAAUGAAGAAAAAUGUUGAGGGGAUAAAUUGUCAACCUCACUAAAUCAAUUUUAAGUAUUUGUUUAAACUCUCUUGAUUAACCUAUUUCAUUCAUAUAGAGACUAAAAAAUAUAAAUGUAUGUGACUUUUUAAAAAAGCUCUAAUCAAAUUAUUUUUCUGAGGUCAUAUGAAUAUCUUCAUUAGCCUUUCCCCCUUGCCUACCAUUUACAGUUUUUUUUUUCAAAUCUGCACUAAUAAUUUAACUAUCAAAAUUUUGCUAAUAAUGAAGAGAAAUGACCACAGAGGGAAACUACCAAAAAGCUUCAGAAAGAGUCAUUCAAGAGUACCUUGAGCAACAUAAAACUUGUUUUCAGAGUGGUAAUCUGAGUCCUAUGAUUCAUAUGACUACUGGCAUAAAAAAACUUAGACAUAUCCUAAGUGCAUUCUGAUGAAGGUGUUAUCUUUGAAUGCCUGUUUUGUGGACAAAAAAUGGAACCAGCGUUAAGAGGACACGAACCUUCUGAGUGAGCUUAACUUGGAAGCUCUUGAGAAACAUAGCAACAUGCAGCUUGUUUGGGAAUGCGCCACGCUAAAAAAAGAUGAUGAAGGCCCACAAUGUAAUGCUUAUGGAGUUAUUUGCAUAUGUCAGGCUUCAAAUGCACUGGUUCUUUCUGGGAAUGACUUCACAAACACCAAAGCGGCCGAGUCUAGCCACCAAUCCAAGCAGAAAUUGGAUUUGGAGGAGCCCAUUGGAAACGUGACACCCGAUGACACUGAAUCUUUGGACAAUCUCGCAGAUUUUAACCCGCAUCCAUUGAAAUCUAAGAAAACUAAACCCUGUGCUAUUGUCCCUUUUCCAGGAUAAGAAUGGGAACUUUCUGCCUUGGAUCCUCCAUGACUCAAGUUAAUCUUCUAUGUUGUGGAGCAUGUGCUUUAUCUAUUAACUUUCAGCCUCCUUAACAUAGUUUAGACCUUUUGAAUGUUGUGUGUAUUAUCUUUUGCUACAACUACAAAUUUAUGCAUGUAAUUGAUUAAAAAGUAGGCAGCGGUAUAUUCGGCUACUUUUUAAUAUAAUUAUAGAUGUUUUUGCACAGGCAAUUUUGUUCUUUUUGUACAUAGGCGCUUCUAACUGAAAUAUGUUGGUUCAUCCCAUAAUGUGUAAUCUGCCGAUUAUUGGCAACUCCAAACAAGUGGGCGGGUGCUAGGCGGUGAGGACAGAAACAGGGCCAUGAAUAAGGUGGUGGCGCAUGGCAUGUUGAUGGAUCAAAUCUUGAAGCCUGGCAAAUGCAACCAAGAACUGCGCCGCAUCUGUUGGGGCCUUGAUGAGAACCUUCUUCACACUCAC
Messenger RNA from Cuscuta epithymum, 2797 nucleotides. NCBI's taxonomy places the organism in Eukaryota, Viridiplantae, Streptophyta, Magnoliopsida, Solanales, Convolvulaceae. The record is from the annotation of a GenBank genome assembly.